AUGCGCACCUCCUUUGUUGCUCUUGCCUGCGCCGUGUUCGGUGCUGUGACCACUGUCGUCGCUCAGGGUUCACCUGAGCUCAUCACCCCCAUAACUGAGAGCGUCAUCGGGUUGCAUCCCUUCGUCGAGUACAAGCGCCCCGGUCAUGUGGUCUCCGAGGACACUGUAGUCGAGGUCUUCUUGCACAACGCAACCGUCACCGCCCAGUUGCUGCCCCAUCCCACGUUCUCUCCUGGGAACGGGCCCCAAGACACUGCUAACGGUACCGUCAACAUUGACCCCACGGUGUUCUCCGAAGGGACUUACGGUGAGAUCCCUCUUCACGUCGUCGCCCAUGUACCAUUUGCGGAGGCUUACCGUUCGUCGGUUCCGUUGUCAGACUUCACGGUCAAGGAGAUCAGCCCCUUCAAGGGCACCGUCGCGAACAUCGGCAUCGUUGUCACCCUUAGCUACGAUGCCUGA
Messenger RNA from Dichomitus squalens LYAD-421 SS1, 462 nucleotides. RefSeq lists its product as uncharacterized. NCBI's taxonomy places the organism in Eukaryota, Fungi, Basidiomycota, Agaricomycetes, Polyporales, Polyporaceae. The record is from RefSeq and is a predicted model, not a curated record. The transcript is spliced from 3 exons. Bases 1 to 462 code for a protein of 153 amino acids.